AUGAUAAUAUUAUCAACGUUAUCUUCCUUUGUGAUGAGCGAUUCUCCAGUACAAGAUCUUUAUCUCUCACAACCAGCAGACGACUUCAAUUCGGGAUUUCCUUGUGGUCAAAAUUCAUCACAACCAUGCUCGGACCUGAAAAACACAAUCCUAACCAUCAAUCAAACCAUCUAUGACAUGAUUGCAUCUCCAAAUUUUGAUGGAGAAUAUUAUUUCAAAUUUAAUGUGUGGCUUCUGAAAGAUUAUUCUGCGAUUUCAUGUAUUUCCAGGUCCAUAGCUAUUCCUUUUAAUGUAGAAGUACAUUUUUAUGGAGUUGACCCACCGAGAAAGACAUUACUGAAGUGUGAUUCGGGAAUUACUGUACACAUUCCGUUCUUAAAAAAAGUAACCUAUUCCAAUAUACAUAUUCGAUCUCGACAUUUAUUUCUUUCCGAGAUACAUAACUGUAUCGUAAAUGGAGCUGCUAUUUAUUCCCUAUCAUCUGAGCAAGCACGAGCAUUUAAAAUUGUAGACUCUCAUCUCACGGAUGUUUUGGUUCAAAUGAAGGAGGCAGAGCAGGUCAUUAUUAGAAAUAGUACCAUUGAGAGAGGUAGACUGGGUUGUUUACAAUGCACGAAUAUCUCAUUCGAUGACACCAACAUUUUACAAAUUGAUGAUGUUCAAUUAAUCGAUAGUAAUCAACUUAAUAUUGUUAAAUCGAAGAUUGUUGGAAUUACAUUGAAAUCUCCGCUUCGAGUAUUUAAUGCUAAGACUAUAUUCAUCAGCCAAUCAUCCUUACUCAUGGCUGUGAGUAUGGAAAAAGCAAUGCAAGUGGAAAUUGUGGAUUGUAAUGUUGAUUUGAGCCAAGCUCGAUCUCCAUCAACAAAUUUAGGACUUGGAAAGAGCAUUUUUACAUUUUCUCUAUUGUUAAAAUUAUUCAUUUCUAGAACACGAUUUAUCAACAAUGUUCACAAUAUUGGAACUCUAAGGUUUCAAUUUAUUGGACGAUUAUUCAUGAACGAGACUGAAAUUUCCAAUAAUAAGUGUGGCAGUUCCACACACGCGGUGGUCGCUUUCGAAGAUUGCACCAAAAUAUUCAUCUUCAAUAGUACAUUUUCAAAUAAUAGAGCACUGCAGACAGGAGCCAUAUAUGCAUCCUAUGGCAGUUUGGAAAUUGAAAAAUGUAUCUUUGAAAACAACACAUCGAUUGAGAAUGGAGGCGCCCUAGUUUCCAUGUUCACAGAGACAAAAAUUACUAGUUCUAUUUUCAGGAAUAAUUUAGCCAUGAAUGGUAGAGGUGGGGCUUUGUAUCUUUAUAACUUGGAUUUUUUGUUGAAGGAUUCCACUUUAAUGAACAAUCAAGCACAACUUAGUGGAGGAGCAAUUGCAAUCGAGAAUUCUCAUAGAUGUGAUAUUUAUUAUUGCGAUCUUUUAUAUAAUCAAGUAGUCACUAGAAAUGUGACAGGAAGUUUACAAGAUGGGAUUGGUGGUGCUCUCGCAGCCACAAGAUCCAACACAAUCGUACACUACAGCAAUUUUUUGCACAAUGUAGCUCUGUUUGGAGGAGCAAUUGCAUGUGAAAGUACACCUGAUUUAUACGAUAGCAUGUUUGAUCACAAUUUAGCUCACUAUGCAGGCGGCGCAAUUUUUGCAAUUCCUUUCACUUCACGUUACUCUUUUACUCGCCCCACUCUAGGAAAAGCAUUUAGAAAUAACAUGGCUCUGUCAUAUGGACCCAACAUGGCUUCUCCCAUUACGGAUUAUAACGUCAGCAUUAAUGACGAUUGUCAACAGACUGAUGAUCAUUCACUCUCAAGCAUGGAAGCAACAAAAAAUUUAACAUUAUAUUUUGGGGAAGAGUUUUGCAUUCGAUUUUAUGGCGCUCAAGACGCAUACCAUAACUCAGUAUCGGAAGUUUUUGAAACGGUAGACAUACAUUCUAUGACAGGUGGUAGUCCAGUAACUCCCGUACUUCUUUCUGUGAAUCCCAAGGAGAAUAUGGCCAAAGUUAUGUUAAAACUUGCGCAAAAUAGCAAAUACUACUCUAUUCAACGAUUCAGAGUGGAGACAUAUCUUGUUUCAACAGAAUUUUCAUUGACCAUUCGAGAUUGUCCGACAGAUUGGAUCAUUGAAAAUGGAAUAUGCACUCAAGGAAUUCGAUUUUCAUUGAUUAUUCCACUUGUAAUUUUUGGAGGAAUUUCAGCCAUGUUGUUGAGUUUUGUGCUUGGAAUUUUCAUGUCUUUUCAUUUUGUGAAAUUAUUGAUUUGGUUGAGAAAAAUUUACAAAAGAGAACGAGUUGAGAAAGAUAUUGAAAAGAAAUUGUUAGAUUAUGAUUUUGGAAAUUUAACAAAUGAAGGAAUAUUGACAACAAACCAUUCUCUUCAUCAUGACCAUGACUCUUCACAACAUCAACAAGGUGAUUAUUAUGAACUUGAAACUUGUUCUGAUAUUCACUCACUCAGCAACAAGAAGAAACACUUGCCAUUGUUAUCAUCAUUUUCAAAGAAUAAUUCUUCAAAUACGCUCUCAUUGAUCAUUCCAUCAAGUGAAUUGAAAUUUGAAAAAAAAAUUGGUGAAGGAGCAUCUGGAUCAGUUUAUUUGGCUCAAUGGAAUUCAAAUCGAGUGGCAGUGAAAACAUUAUCUCGAGAUGAUGACUAUUCAAGUAUGGAUGAAUUUGAAAAAGAAAUUACAGUUCUCAUCCAGUUGAGACAUCCAAAUAUCAUUAAUUUUUAUGGAAUUUUCAUUUCAGAAUUCAAGAAAUAUAUGGUUGUUGAAUAUUUACAAGGUGGAAGUUUGGAUAAUUUGAUCAAGAAAAUGAAGAAUCAAAAUGUAAUCAUUUCCAUGAAAGAGAAAAUGAAAAUAUUGAUUGGAAUUGCCUCUGGAAUGAAAUAUUUACAUAAUUUACAACCUGCCAUCAUUCAUCGAGAUUUGAAACCAGGAAAUAUUUUAUUGACAUCGGAUUACACAGCAAAAAUUGCAGAUUUUGGUCUUUCAAAAACUAUUUCAAUGAAUACUUGUAAUUCAUUGACGACCAAUAUUGGAACUCUAUUUUACAUGGCUCCUGAAUUACUUUUAGGAACAGAUAUUUCAAGUGAAAAUGUUCAAGAAUAUGCCACAAAAACAGAUGUUUUCAGUUUCUCAAUCAUCAUGUGGGAAUUGUUGUUUGAAGAAAACCCUUAUCACAAUGAUGAUUCACAAAAGAUUCAUUUCUUUUCAAAUCAACAACAUGACAGGAACAAGAAUGGAUCCAACAAUUCAAGAAAACAUGUGAAUUCACUCAAUUUCUUGUCACUCAUUUUGAAAGAAGGCAAUAGACCAAUCAUUCCUUUCAAAUCAAAUUCAAACAAUCAUUUUCAUCAUCAUCACGAUGAAAAUACUGCUAUGAAUUCAUCUGUAAACGACAACAACAACAAUAAUAUCACUUGGCAAAUGGAGGAUGAAACGGAAAUGAAAAUUUGGUGUGAGAAAUUCCUUCAAAAUUCAUCUCCUCCAUUUCUAUCAUUCAUGAAAGGAUACAUUUCAUUGAUGGAAGAAUGUUGGAAUGAAGAUCCUCUUCAAAGACCUGGUUUCAAUCGAAUUUUGGAAAUUCUCUACACUCUCAACCAAUUUCUCUAA
Messenger RNA from Naegleria lovaniensis, 3594 nucleotides. RefSeq lists its product as uncharacterized. NCBI's taxonomy places the organism in Eukaryota, Heterolobosea, Eutetramitea, Acrasida, Naegleriidae. Gene Ontology annotation, biological process: protein phosphorylation. The record is from RefSeq and is a predicted model, not a curated record. The transcript is spliced from 3 exons. The coding region runs from base 1 to 3594 and encodes 1197 amino acids. Gene Ontology annotation, molecular function: protein kinase activity; ATP binding.